AAAUGUCAAAAUACUGUGAUGGAUCUGUGAAUUGUUUGUUUGUAAGAAAAACUCGUUAGAAAGUAUUUCCCAGCCACUAAAAACACUGAUUAAAUGCAAAUAUCAUUUAAGCCCUAUAUCUUUAUUUAUCCAUAUCAAAAGUUUUUCAUGCCUUUGUGGCAUUAUUCAUCUAAGUGGUUAGCCUUGAAGUAGAUGUCACCUAUUAACUUAUAUGAGUGUUGUUUAUUCUACAUUUUAGCUAUAUUAGUCGCAAAUUCACGAUUAUAUGGCUUUGAUAUUUGACUUAUGUCUUACGACGAUCCGGAAGAGGCAUGUUUUAUCUAAGUGUACGGGAGAAAGGUGCUGGUUUAGUUGUAAUCAGCUGGAUUUGUCUGGCUGUACUGUGCGCCGCAUCCACAGCGCCUUGUGACAAGACUCGCAGGGUGUUCACAGACCAGAGCGGGAUUAUCACCGAUGGACCAACUAACUCUAACUACACACAAGACUCUCAUUGCGAGUGGCUCAUCAAGGCAGCGAAUAAGAGCCAGUACAUUACGUUGAGCUUUAUUCGCAUGGGUACAGAAUGUUCCUAUGACUAUGUUUUUGUGUAUGACGGUGACUCCUUUGAUGCACCAUUACUGGGAAGUUUCAGUGGAAAGACAGAACCACAGAAUGUUACCGCUUCUAGUGGAUUUAUGUUAAUUUUGCUGUAUAGUGACACAAAUUAUGUGCUGGAUGGGUUCCGAGCAACGUAUGCUAUUCACAACUGUCCUAACAACUGCACAGGGAGAGGGCUGUGCGUGUCCAACAAAUGUUUUUGUGUUGGCAACUGGGGAGGCCCCGACUGCAGUGUGGAACUGUGUCCUAAUCUCUGCUCAAAUAAUGGACACUGUAAGGGAGAUAGAUGUGCAUGCAAAAAAGGGUAUUCUGGUGAAUCGUGUUCUCUAAAGAAGAAUGACAAGGAAGGUAACAGUUGGCACUGGCUGUCUCAUACGGAGAGCGGGAUGACCAAAAGAGCAGCUCACACAGCCGUGUAUGUAAAUCAUACUGAUUCACUCUAUGUAUUUGGAGGAUAUGAUCUGAACAAAGUGCUGGGAUUAUUAGAAGUUUACAGGUUUUCAACUAGUCAGUGGUAUGAUGAAAAUGGAAAAGUAUUACGUAGGUACCCAACCAAUGAAGAGAUUGAUAAGUCUUUAUUAACUUUAUUUAAUAAGGGUAAUGUUGAUGGCAGCUGGCAAAUAGGCAACAGGAGCUCAUUAUUCAAUUUGUUACUAUCGUCAUUCUCGAAUCACGAUAAGACCACACUACCUCUCAUGUACUCUCACGCGCCCACGCCUUACUCAGAGAGCUACCUACAUUUUACCGAGCAACCUGAGGUAGUAAAUAGUAAUGAUAUGACGUCCAACACGACAAAACCUGAGCCGAGAUAUGGUCAUUCUGCAUGUGCCUUUGGUACUGGAUUCGUAUUGUACGGAGGUAAACUCUCCGAUGGAACUUUGUCGUCCGAACUGUGGAUGUUCGACGCUGUAUUAAACAUGUGGACUCUGCGGGCUGUGAACGCCACCUUUACCCCUCCAGGGCUCACUCGCCACACACUUACUGCCGUCAAAGAUGAGCUAUACCUUUUUGGCGGAAGCACAAUGGAUGGAGAGUUUUCCUCGAGUAUGUACAAAAUAAAACUUGGUGAUGUAAACACGGAAACUUGGGAAAGAGUGCAAGUGAGGGGCGGCAAAGAACUGGAUGUACGGGUGGUGGCCCACACUGCUGUUUACCAUUCGCAUUCCAAUUCAAUAUUGGUGUAUGGAGGCGUAGUUGCCAGCGUAGCACGGUUUUCCAAGCUCUCAGACAGAAUGUUUGCUUUUGACAUCGACUACAAACAUUGGAGCGAAAUACACUAUCCCAGAGCUCAUCUACGUGAUACGUAUGUACCGCGCGAAAGGGCUUUUCACACAUCGACUAUCAUUGGAAAUUACUUGGUCGUUUUCGGCGGAUAUUCUCAUCGCCAUAACAGAGAGGAGAUCUGUUACGAUGGCCAAAUGUACAUCUAUCACCUGGGCUGUCAUUCCUGGAUACCCCUGGAUGUACUGGGCAAAGUGCGUCGCUUCUAUCCGAAGAAACAAGGCGUGUUUGCGCAUGCGGCUGCUUUAAGACCACCGUCGACUUUACUCAUCGCUGGAGGAUAUCAUGGCAAUGUUAACGGUGAUCUCCUAGCGUACAUGGUACCCAGUUGGCAGGCGGGCAUCAGCAACAACGACCCCGAAUCCGCUUGCCGUCGACAUCGAUCCCAACCCGAGUGUCUUGCCGACCCCGAGUGUGGCUGGUGCUCAGCUGAUGACACUUGCUACGGCAGAAGAAUAGGAGCGAACUGCACAACGAACCUUCAGUCCAUACGGUGUGGAGGCAUUUGCCCAGCGCUGGGCGACUGUCACUCGUGCCUCAUACAUGGUCCGCCGCCCACCAGCGGCAAUAGUAGCCGAACCCCGCUACCUUCCGUCAGCACCAAGUUGGGAUUAGACCAGUGUAACUGGUGCGUGCAGAACGCGAGGUGCCAUCAUAAAGACGAUAAUUACGGUGUUUGCGGAGAGGACACACCGUCAGAAAAUCCCGGCUGGUGGGGCACCACCGGCACAGAAGUAACGACCCCCGAGGAAUGUAAACUUCUAGACAAACGACCCGGUCUCACGUUUCUGAGAUACCAACAACCAGCUGAUUGGAAUCACCCAGAUGGCGUGUCUGUAGUUAACGCGACUACUGUUGACUGGGGCACUGGUGGGGGCAGUAACCAUAUAUUCAGUGGGCCGAGUGAGGCGCGGCUGAGGGGCUGGCUACACAUACCUCAGUACUGGAACGGGACAGGCGAAACGCUGCACAUUUGUGCUGGGUACUCCAACAUAUCACUGGCGCUGGGAGAAGCGGGCGGACCCGUGGCCAAUUUGACGGCGCAGCCCUCAGCCUGCUCUCUCGUUGACUGGCCCACGCUGUUCCCCGGCCGCUUAGCUGUCGAUAUGCACGCUAACGAUUCUUUACAUACUGGCUUAUAUCCAUCACAUCAUCACGCAAAAAUGGAACUUCUUCACAACAAAUCUCAGGAGAGUGCUAAGGUAUUUACAUUCGAAUUUCUGGAGCCCUACUCGGACGGUGAGUGCAAGUACGACAACUGCCUGCUGUGCCUGUCGGACGCGGCGUGCGGCUGGUGCGAGCUGACGGAGCGCUGCGAGCCGCGCCGCGCCGACGAGCACACGGCCUGCGCCGCCGGCGGCCACUGGCGCUACCUCACGCUGCAGCCCGCCGCCUGCCCCAACUGCUCCAACUACAUCAGCUGCGAGCGCUGCGUGGGCGCCAACUACUGCGAGUGGUGGGCGGACGAGGCGCGGUGCGCGCGGCGCGGCCGGGCCGCCGGCGCCAUCGCCGACCGCGCCGGCUGCCCCGCGCCCUGCCGCCUGCGCAGCGACUGCGAGCACUGCCUGGACGAGCGCGGCCGCUGCGUGUGGUGCGAGGCCACGCGCCAGUGCUUCAGCUUCAGCGUCUACACCAGCGAGUACCAGUUCGGCCUGUGCCGCGAGUGGCUGGACCGCGCGUCCUCGCCGCCCGACGACACGCCGCGCAAGGCUGGCCAGUGCAAGUCCUGCCGCCGCCACACGCAGUGCUCCGCCUGCCUGCGCAGCAUGGGCUGUGGCUGGUGCUACUCGCACGAGAAUCCCAUCAACGGCGCCUGUACGGAGGGCGACUUCACUCGAUCUCAUGCCGACUGCUCUGCAGUAUUGAACGUGACGUCAUCGGACGCGGGCUGGGCAUAUGCGCAGUGCCCCGAUGUCGACGAGUGCGGGCUGGGCCUGCACGACUGCCAUGAACAUGCCAUUUGUAACAACACGCACGGCUCGUACACGUGUAGAUGUAAACAGGGAUACAUCGGUGAUGGUAAGAAAAGCUGCAUGCGAACUUGCUACAAUAACUGCAUCCAUGGUUACUGUCUCGGAUCUCCUCAAUACAAGUGCAACUGCGAUUUGGGAUGGACGGGGGCAGACUGCUCCAUUAACUGCGGAUGUCACAAUCAUUCAACAUGCAAGCAGGGCGUGGGACGAUGUGAUGAAUGUCAAGACUGGACUGAGGGAGAGUUUUGUGAGUCGUGUAAGCCCGGCAGUCACGGCAAUGCGACAACCGGCCAGGGGUGCCGCCGCUGCGACUGUAACGACCACGGCGACGAGACGCGCGGCGUGUGUGACGUCGCCACAGGAGAAUGUAUAUGUAAAGAUAACACCGAAGGAUUGAAUUGUGAGCGUUGUAAACCAAAGUUCUACGGCGAUCCUAGACAUGGUGGCAAGUGUUACUAUCAAUGUGAACCCAGGGGAAUGUUGAAUGCGACGCAAACCGAAGGAAUAGGCUCAUAUAAAACCGAUCCCGAUAUUAAAGCUAUUGGACCUUCAAAAGAAUGUCUAUGGAUUAUAUCUGCUGAUGAUAUAAAGGAUGCCAUAAUACAAUUUACUAUAAAUUCUUCCACCUUCGAUGUUCCGUGCGACGAAAACGCUGUUUAUGUAUAUGACGGCCUCGGUGGAGUUCCUGAUCUGAGUAACAACCAACAGAGUCAGUUACUGGGUGUAUUUUGUAACGGCGCCUCGUCGGGAGUUAUAGAAGCGCGCAGUGGGAAUCUGACCGUACAUUACAAACAAGGGGAGCCUGAGCAAGGGUUCGAGGGAAGCUACAAGGUGCUGGCUUGCGACGGACAUUGCUCCUUGCCGAGAGUUUGUAACAAGAGGCACUGCGUCUGUCGCGAGGGGUACGGAGGCCCCAACUGUGAAGUCGAGAUCUGUCGCAACAACUGCAGCAUGGCAGUCAGUGCUGGCAUAUGCGAUCCAAGCUACGGCAGAUGUCUCUGUAACGAAGGAUUUGGUGGAGAUGACUGCUCAAUUAGAUUAGACAAGACACAACUUGUGUUCACAGAGCUUUUUAACUCAGAAUAUUUAUCGGACGGCUUAGAUCACUUGAGGAAAACUCUUCCUAGAUUUGGUCACAGUUUGGUGGCCGACAGGCGCGGCCUUUGGAUGUUCGGAGGAUACUCGCUUUCCCACGGACCGUUAAAUGACAUAAGAUUUUUUGACACAAAGAAUAACACGUGGAUGCAAGUUACCGUGGAAGCGACACCAGAUGCUAAGAUGCCAGAAGGUCGGUAUUUCCACGCGGCUGAGAUCUAUCACUCUAAACAGAACAUUUAUAUUUAUGGGGGUUUAAGUUUACAAGAAAAAAGUGGUCAAAACAAAACGCUAGGAGACUUCUGGCAGUUCAGCUUAAAAGAUCAGCGGUGGAGCAACAUCCGUAACAAAGAUAAAGAUGGGCUGCCCCCAUCGUUAGCAGGACACACUUUGACUUUACAAAAGAAUUUGGACUAUGAAAGUCUGGUUUUGAUCGGCGGAUUUUCAUUAGAUGAAGGAUUUAUGUAUGACGUGUGGGAGUUCGAUCUUGACAAUGAGAAAUGGAUAAAGUUGAAGGACGUAGGCGCUAAACCUUCUGGUAUAAUCGGCCACAGCACUGUGUAUCACGCGCCUUCACAGAGCCUGUAUGUGUAUGGAGGCAUCCUAUAUUCGUACAACGGUACCAUGCUUUCCAAUAAACUGUUCUCAUUCCACUAUCCCACCAAACAAUGGAGCGAAUUACCUACAUUCCCUAUGUUGAACAACUAUUAUGACAAUUUACCUCAAGCUACAUAUUUACAUUCUGCAGUUACGACCAAUGAUUACAUGAUAAUUUUCGGUGGAAGGACAGAUCCUGAAAAUAGAUCUGACUCCCUUAUAGCAUACAUAUACAGCUGCAACCAAUGGGUGAGACUCGUUAAAGGUGUGAGUAUCGUGGGUCACCCGCCACCGCCGACAAUAGCUCACGCUAUGGCUAUCGACAUCGAAACAGAAAACGAAGGCUACAUAUACAUAAUAGGGGGUUGGACAGGCAGUGCACAUUGUCAAGUUACUCGUAUUUCUCUUCCUGAAGAUCUUUGUUCUUUAUGGAGCUCCAACAAGUUCGAAUGUCGCAGUCACAUGGGCUGCAGUUUCUGCAGUACUGGGAACUACACGAAGUGUUUCUCGGUGGACAAGCCGGGCUGCGAGGGGAGUGAUAGCGUGUCGGUGAACCCGGGCGCGGCGUGCGAUGCGGAACUCGUGUCCACUCGCGCCUGUGAGAACUUCACCACGUGCACAUCAUGUCUAGCCGCAUGGCCCAUGUAUCCAGAAGAGAAACCAGCCUGUCGAUGGUGCGAAUCUUGCGCUGCAGCUGUCGGUGAAUGCGUACCUACGGAUGAGUCAUGCACUAGUAUGAAAUGUAACGCCGGCACUACCUACAUCAGCGAUGUGGACAACUGUCCCGAACUCAGGUGCGCUUCAUCCGACUGUGAGAAAUGUGUGUCUAAAGAAUGCACUUGGACGAGACACGCUGUAAGAGAAGGUCAACUCACACGCAUAGCUGAAGAAUCCGUAGAACUUUUUAACUGGACGUGCGCAUUGAUAGAAGAGCCGGGUCGAACAAGUUUGCGGGCUACGAAGAACGAGGAAUGUCCAAGUAGAUGUAAUAUGUUCGACGAUUGUCAGUCGUGCUUGAGUACGGACGGGGGUGAGGGCGGGUUCGCGGAGUGUCGGUGGGCGACGUACCUGGGGAAGUGCAUUUCUCCGGCGUACCAGCCUGUAUACUGUGCGGGCGGUGUUUGUGGACUCGUUCUCACUAAAGCGGAUGCAGGGAAAUGUCCAGCGCCUUGUGAUACAUUCGAGCAGUGUUCGGAGUGCCUCCAUCACUCGCACUGUGGCUGGUGUGCUCUAUCAGGUGCUAAUGGCCAAGGCGUAUGUUCAGAAGGCUCCAUCGAUGCGCCGCUCGACUACUCCACGCGUACAACUUGCGCUGCUGUUUAUGCCGCCGUUCAUCAUGACGAUGAUUACAGCAAUGAUACCUUCUCCUGGCAUUACACCCGCUGUCCACCUGAGAAUGAAUGUGAGAACAACCAUCAUCAGUGCAAGGCUGAAUCGGAGGUAUGCCGCGACUUGCCGGAGGGCUACGAGUGCGCGUGCGGCGCGGGGCACAAGCGCGCGGGCGCGGGCGGCGCGGGCGGCUGCGUGGCCGUGUGCUCGCAGGGCUGCGUGCGCGGCGCCUGCGUGCAGCCCGACGUGUGUCGCUGCGAGUUCGGCUACGUCGGCGCCAACUGCACCAUACAGUGCCAGUGUAAUGGACACUCUGACUGUGAGGGACCGGACAAGCUCGAUAAAUGUAUUGAGUGCCAUAAUAAUACCAUGGGUGAUCAAUGCGAGAAAUGUAAGCCGAACUUCGUAGGCGAUCCGGUGAACAACGUACAAUGCGUGCCUUGUUCCACCUACUGCCACGGUCAUACAUCUAUUUGCACAAGUGAAGUGGACGCGGCGCCUACGUCACGUGACGUGGGCGGACCGGCCGACCCUGAUGAUUAUAGAGAUGGCGCUGCGAAAGCACGAUGUGUAAGAUGUGCUAAUAAUACGGAUGGACCACGCUGCGAGAGGUGCAUUGAAGGAUACUUCAGGGGAUCUGAUGACUUUAGAGAUCCUUGCAGACCAUGCGAGUGUCACGGUCACGGCGACACUUGUGACCCAGUAACGGGAGAGAAGUGCAACUGUGGCAACAACACCGAGAGUGACAUCUCCUGCCAGACGACCAGCUCCAGCAAGAACUCUGCUCAGGAGUGCUGGCGGUACCAGUGCGUCAAGUGCAAGGAUCUGUACAUGGGCGACCCGAGGAACGGACAUCAGUGCUACAAAACUAUCAAUAUUGAAAACAAGCUGUGCUUUGAUGGGAAAUCAAUUGACGAGUGCAAGAUCAAGCCACGCCCCCUAUAUCCAGGCCAAACAGUUUUCGUAGCAGUCAAUCCAAGAUACAUGAACGUUGACAUCAGAGUAAUAGUAGACGUGACUCAGGGAGCAGUGGACUUGUACCUCAGUCCAAACGACAGUUCGUUUGUGGUGUCAGUGAACUCUAGUAAUGGCGACCAUGCAGUUGAACUUGAUCCUACGUAUCAUAAACACGAGCCGAGUAGACGAAUGCCGUCGUUUGAUGAGCAUGUACCCGAAGAGCCGCGAGUCACGUGGUAUUAUGACAAGAUCGAGUACACUCUUGCUGAUUACACUGCGAAGGACUUAGCGACAUAUGUGACUGUAGAUAGAAGGAACAUCUUGCUUCGUGUGAGGAAUCUCCGCAACCGGCUUGUGCUGACUCUUCCUCAAAACGUUCAUGAUCUGACUCAUACUAAGUUCUACAUAGUGAUACGUGCCCGCCACACGGAAGAUGGCGCGGCAAGCUUCGGCGUGAUAUUCUUCCGUCAGGAUCAGCUGCAUAUCGAUCUGUUCGUGUUCUUCUCUGUAUUCUUCUCGUGCUUCUUUCUGUUCCUCGCGGCGUGUGUAGUCGCGUGGAAAGCGAAACAAGCGGCCGAUGUCCGUCGCGCAAGGCGGAGACAUGUUGUUGAGAUGCUACACAUGGCGAAGCGUCCGUUCGCGGCGGUCACAGUGCUGCUGAGCGGCGGCGUGACGUCAGCGGGCCCGCGCCGGCGCCGCGCGCCCGACCUGCGCCCCGUCGCCAUCGAGCCCACCGGCGACGGCCGAGCUGCCGUCACCUCCGUGCUUGUCAAAUUGCCGGGCGGGUCCCGCGUGCCGGUGCGACUGGCGCUGGCGUCGUCACUAGUGCUGGUGGCUCGGCAGCCCGCCACGCGGCCGCGCCGCGCGCCGCCCCUCGCGCGACUGGCCGCGCACACCUAGCCGUCGACGCCACGCUUGCCCGCCCUCUGAAUUACUACUACCGAAUAAUAACUACUGCCGCAGUGACCCAGUAGAUAUAGUCUCAUGUCAAAUAACUGUGACACUCUGAAGACAGCCAUUUCAUGCCUCACGCAUGCGCAGUAGUGUUUGCUUUGUAUAUUCUAACAGUAGCCACCCGAGGUGCAAGUUAUUUGACGUGAGCCAAUCACAACACGCUUAUAAUACGCAUCUUAGGAUCAAACGAGGCCGCUGGUGCGAACAGACGCUCCAUUUCGUUCAGUGCAAACUGCGUAUCCACGGUUGCGACAGUUUUUAUCUUGUCGCCGCCAUAUCGAUGUAAGUAAAUUUUCAACAUAUUCAAGGCGGGUGUUAUAGAUUUCUACAAUAAUGUAUAUAUCGAUCGGUGAGUGGUGAGAUUGGUCUCCACUUACACAAUUGUGUCGAGGAUCUGCUAUUUAUCUCCGCUAGUUAUUGAAUCUCGUGACUGUGCCGUCUCGAUGCGAGCGAGGAGCCAAAGGUAUCAAAAUUGAGCGCAUCUCAUGCGCGGGUUGUGAAUAGCCGAUAUCCGAUGAUCUGUUGUGUUGUUUAUCUCGAAAUUUUAUUAUUAAUGUUGAUGCCACAUUUUGUUAAUGGAAUGUUAUUGAAUGUCUAUUUUAUGAGUUAGCUUCAGAUCUUUAUUUACAAGUUUUUAGUAGGUGAGUAAAAUAUUGCAGCUGAGUAUUUCUAAUGUACAUUAGAAAACUAUGUUCCUACGGAUAGAUGAAUCUCUUAAGAUAAAAUAUAUUAUUAGUUAUUUAAAUUACAUAUCUACGGCAGUUAUUUUCUAAAUUCGUAAUAUUUUAUUGUAUAAAGUAUGUAGUAUUACUUUCGCUUGAAUCAGUAAUUAUAUAAUAAUAUACUACGUUUUAACAUGUAUGUCCACUUGCAUUUGCUAUUUCUUGUAUUACUGAAUUUAACUUGCCAGAUAGUACUUGUCAUAAACCGUAAAUAUAAUUAACUGAGAUUAAUUUAAGUACGUAAGUACCUAACUACCCAAAUAAUAAGCCAAUAUUGUAUGUACUUUACAAACGCGAUAAAUUACGUAACAGCUGGUCAAACUUGCAAUACAUCAUAUUAUAUAUUACGUAUAUAUGUGUAUGCUUAGAGCAUGCUUAUUACGAAUAUACUUCAUAGUUCCACUUUGAGAAUGACCGAUAAACCGAUACGUACAUGUUUAGCUUCAGAAAUCAAAUUAGUAGAAUGAAGACCCACUGAGCAAGCUGUUCAUGACGGCGCUAUGGACUGUCUAACUCCUCAAAUUUUCUAAUGGAGCGUUUGACAUAACUUACAAAAAUAAUUUGUAUUCAUUGAUAAAAACCUCUUUUUUAUGCGAUUGAUUGAAGUUGACUGAAGUGGCAAAGCACAACUGGCUUGGUGGUUCUUUACCCUAUUAUUCCCGAAAAACCGUUAAAGGGCUCUAUUUGUAAGAGUCGGUCCUUAUCGAAGUGGUCAAGUUAUUAGGAUCCUACGUAAUAAAAGUACGUUUUAGCUACAUAUUUAAAAUAUUUUAAAACAUUCGCCGCGUUUUCGAUACGAUAUUAGCACAAACUGUACUGUAUAUAAUGUAAGUAAUUAAUUUGUGAAUAGCUCCAAUCUUGCUUGUACAGGCACUGAAGCAAUUAAUUUUGAUUAUUAACUUGCUCAUUAGUAAUCAGCAGUAUUGUGUAAAUGGAUUGAUCAAUUAUUUCAUGUGUAAGUAGAAUUAUAUUAAAUAAUUAGGAUUAAAUUUAAAAUAUUAAGAGAGUACUGAAUAUUGUUAUGGCUACAUUAUUAAGUUAUACAUAAUCAAAUGAAUUGUACUUGAUCAAAGGUAUAAACUGAGUCCAAAAUACAUUCCAUUUGUGUAACUUUGUACAUAAAAUAAUGUGUAAUAUUGUGUAUUACCAAAUUUUUAGAUCAGGUAUCAAAGAGCUUUAAGGAUAUUUAUACUAAGAAAAUUUAUUGCUCAUAAUCUUCGAUUAGAUCUUCUUGAUAUACAUUUAAAUGCAUUUAUAUAUUUAUUUCCUCCAUAAGCUGUAUACACGUAUUAAUUUGAACUGAAAUAGGAUUUCUUUUUUGUAUUAUGCCUGUUCUAGAAACUUUAGUUAAGGGUGAUUGAUGUGGAUGUAAAUGCAUUUAUGGCAUGAGUAUUUCAAAACCACUGAAUUCGUGAUAAAUAUUUUGCAGUUAAAUUACAAUUAUUGUCUAUGUUAUUGUAAGAUUGGUAUGUAGAAUUAGUUGAAAUGUUAUACAAUGCUAGCAUGGCUAGUACAACACAGGCGUCUAUUUCAAUACAUACGUAUUACCUAAUUUCGUCCUAUUUUAUGCUCAAUGGAUAUAAACCCUAUUGAAAUUAUAUUAUAACUUAUAUUGAUUGCCAAAAUGACACAGCAUUUUAAUGCUUUAAUUUGUAAUACAAGUACAUUUAGCACUUUCUCACUAAAAUUUGCUCUCACAAUAACUGUGUUGUCCAUUUCUAUUAAUAAAUUGUAGUUUUUAUUCUUUAUAGAAUUCUAUAAUAGGUAUUGGGUUUACCUUAGAAAAAUAAGCAUAAUUUUAUUUGCUCAAAAUAUUUUUUUAUAAUAUGUAACAAUGAAAGCUCUGUAAUACAUUCUGAUUUAAAUUAUAUUUUGUUUCCAUAAAUGAAAAACAUGUUUGCAUAGUUGAAGCCAUCCUUGCUUUUUUCCAGGUGUGAUAUUAUUUUAAGAGUUUACAACCUAUUUUAUUUUAAUAUUCCCUUGUGUACUGUAUUAAUGUAAGUCAUAACUAUGUGGAAAGCUGAUUUUUAUAGUUUUAUGUAUAUAUUUGGUACAUUUGAUUAUAUUAGGGUAUAGGGUCCCUAUCAAUAAAGAAUGUAUAUCUGGGCAGCGUUUUAAAGAUUAAGGUUAGUAGGGUGUUUAUUAAAACAUGGUAUCUUUAAAAAAAUAUUAGAUCUUGUAACCACCACUGUUGUAAUAAAUAUGUCCAUGACAAGGCAAUAUUUUCUUUUUGUAAAUGGAAUCUUGUGGCAGUAUUAUGUAUAAGCAAUAUAUAUAUUUUUUGUUUAACCUGAAUGUAUAAUAAAUGUUUAUAAAAUAAAAUAUACUGUUGGUUGUAAA
Helicoverpa zea (corn earworm) is the source of this 11845-nucleotide messenger RNA. It is a transcript of the gene Megf8, whose product is annotated as multiple epidermal growth factor-like domains protein 8. The coding region runs from base 312 to 8729 and encodes 2805 amino acids. The transcript is spliced from 21 exons. Gene Ontology annotation, molecular function: protein binding; calcium ion binding. The record is from RefSeq and is a predicted model, not a curated record. NCBI's taxonomy places the organism in Eukaryota, Metazoa, Arthropoda, Insecta, Lepidoptera, Noctuidae.